Molecule: messenger RNA, 825 nt
Organism: Copidosoma floridanum
Lineage: Eukaryota; Metazoa; Arthropoda; Insecta; Hymenoptera; Encyrtidae
Biological process (GO): regulation of transcription by RNA polymerase II; neuron differentiation
Cellular component (GO): nucleus
Molecular function (GO): RNA polymerase II cis-regulatory region sequence-specific DNA binding; DNA-binding transcription factor activity, RNA polymerase II-specific
Source: RefSeq, a predicted model, not a curated record
AUGAGCGAGGAGCCGCGAGGAGUUAUCCCGGCGCCCAGGCGCGAGUCUAGUGAUUUCAGCAUCGAGAGGAUCCUUUCCAAGGAUACCACGCCAUCCUCGUCAUCGUCGACAUCCGCAACCGCAGUCAAAAGAUCCUUUCCAUCGUUAAGUCCAGCUUGCACGAGCGUUGUCGAUCAGGAUCUUCUGACUCAGCAUCCUUCCGGCUCCUUUGGCGUCCGGAACAAGCUUGAUUGGCUCAGGAACUUUUGUGACCUUCAGUCAAGUAGAGCGCGACUACAAGCUGAUAAAUCCAAGACGGAUGCAAAUAUUAACAGAAUACCGUACACUGCAAACAUUAUCGAUUUGUCUCCAAGUUUUUUACUAUUAACUGUAAUUAUAAAAAUAAUAGAAAGCAGCAUUUUUUGUCAUAAUAAUUGCCGAAAAUUCUUGAAACUAAAAGUUAUUUACUUUUGUCGUGGAUCCAGCACUGGAAACGUGACACGGCACAAAAAAAUAAAUCUAGAAGAUUUUAAUGGCGAAGAACUUUCAUGGUUACGGUGUACGAGAUACUGUCCACCAAAAUUACCAAGAAAAUCAAGCGCCGGUAAAAACCUCAAGAGAAAACCAGGGUCGCAUCCAAGGAUACCAUUUACGAAAUACCAACUCGAAGUUUUAGAGGACAAAUACAAAAGCAACGCUUAUCUAGCGAGAAAAGAUGUUGUUUACUUGUCUGAUUUAUUGCACCUGCCUCAAAGUAGAAUAAAAAUUUGGUUUCAAAAUCGGCGCGCAAGAGCGAGACGAGAAUCUCAAUCAAGUGAUCAGACACAUGCAAUCAAAUUAUAAUCA